Messenger RNA from Myripristis murdjan (pinecone soldierfish), 2537 nucleotides. RefSeq names its product TSC22 domain family, member 3 (gene tsc22d3). Gene Ontology annotation, biological process: negative regulation of activation-induced cell death of T cells; regulation of transcription by RNA polymerase II. The record is from RefSeq and is a predicted model, not a curated record. NCBI's taxonomy places the organism in Eukaryota, Metazoa, Chordata, Actinopteri, Holocentriformes, Holocentridae. The transcript is spliced from 3 exons. The coding region runs from base 468 to 1157 and encodes 229 amino acids.
GCUUCUGGGUUUUGCUUUCAGGCGCACUCCUGCUGAAUCGGUAUGAGUGUGUGUGUAUGUGUGUGCGGGGCGUUCACUCUUUCUCCAGCCACAGUAGCAACACAUUGCAGCAGCGUCGGCCCCCGAACAAAAGGCUAAAAGCAGCACAGCCACAGGAGGGGAAACUCAGGGACAGAAGCAGGCUGUGUGGCCCAGCGUGACUGCACUUCUCAGGGAGGAACUCAACCUGCCGUUUAGCCCUCCCGGCCCCCGGAGAGGAGACGGGACGAGACUCCAGACCAGCCCGAGCUGCCUGUUUGUCUCUCGGGCUGUCACAGCUGAGGAACACACCCUGUUGCUGACAGCCCCUCUUUCACUUUGUCUUUCAUUCACCUCCACCUCUCUGUGUCUGUCAUCCUCUUCUGAGACCACUGCACCUGUCCUCCUCCACCUGUGCAUCUCCUCCUUCACCCUUCACCCUGUCCUCCAUGAUGUCGGACGAUGACUGCCGCUCGCCCAUUGGCCUGGACUGCUGCAGCUGCUGCCUGGACCUGGCCAACGGCUGUGAUGACUCCAUGUCUGGCAGCCCGGGUCAGGGCCUCGGUUCUGGCCUGAGCACCAGGGGCCUGCCCGCAAGCCCGACCAGCCCCAGCGUCAACCAGUUCCGCCAGCUCCGAGACCAGCUGAUGUACCAGAACCUGAACACGGACAAGCUCAACAACAUCAUGAGGCAAGACUCCCUGGAGUCGGUGGUGAGGGACCCCUGCUUCCUGCUCAACGAGGGCAUCUGCAACAGCAACAUCGACCAGACCAUGCUGUCCAUCCUGCUCUUCUUUCACAGUGCCUCUGGUGCUAGCGUUGUGGCCAUCGACAACAAGAUUGAACAGGCAAUGGAUCUUGUCAAGAACCACCUGAUGUACGCCGUGCGCGAGGAGGUGGAGAUCCUCAAAGAGCAGAUCAAGGAGCUGGCGGAGAAGAACAACCAGCUGGAGAGGGAGAACAACCUCCUGAAGAACCUGGCCAGUCCGGAGCAGCUGGAGAAGUUCCAGUCUCGCAUCCCGACAGAUGUGCUGCUACCCCUGGACAACCAGCCCACCCAGGUGACCCCGGACCACCACAACCAGCACAAGCCGCAGCAGCCGCAGUCCUGCACCCUCAGCACUGGCUCUGCCGUGUAAGUGGCUCUGCCUUGGGGCGGGCAGAGCCACUGCCUCUUCACAGUAAUGGACCUCCUUUUUUUGACGAAAGCGUUAAGAAAUCAUCGCCGCCGCCGAGAACCCUCCUCCGAAUCGCCGAGGAUUUGACGGAGGAGAAGCAUCGGGGCUGUAACUGAUCGAUGAGACACAUAACAACUGUUGACAUUGAAAAGCACAACACAAGACUUUUCAGACGCUCCGACUGGUGCGGUCCCAGUCCCGUCCUCUGACACUGUUAUACUCUUUGUUCUAGUCUCUGUUGUGUAGACAAAAGCGCUAAGAGUGAGGGCCCGCUGUGCACCAGGGAGCGCUUGCUUUCAGACAGAGGGGAGCUUUCCCUGCCCUAGCCGUACCCUACCAGCAAGCACCCUUCGCUCCAGAGAGGGGGCGAGGAGGUGUGAUAGGGCUGGCCCUGUAGGUGCUGUCUUGGAAUGGGGGGUGGGCACUCAUCCCACCCACCACCCAGAGGAGACCCACCUGAGACGGUCCUCCAUGUCUCAACAGAAAGAGCCCCAUCAUGUGGAUUAUCUGUUCUGAAUACAAGCUUUGUGGAUUCACAUCUAAUAAGCUUCAGCUGCAUAUUGAGGACUUUUCUGUACCCACAGUGUAUUGCUCAUAUGUUCAUGUACAUUUAAGCAUAACAAAUAAUUAACAGGGCAACAGAGGUGGAGGUUAAUGCAGUAUAGCGUAUAGGAGCUGGGGAACUGCCGCGGUAGACUCUAAUCAGUCUGCUGUUAUGAUUUGUAACAUGCAACACUUGUAUUGUCUGCAGUUGGGGCUUGCUGCUUAUGGGGGGAAAAAGAAUCCUGCUAUAUCUUUUUUUUUGUUUUUGUUUGUGAUUCUGAAAAAAAAAAAAUCAGCUGUUUGUAAAAUAGGAGCCUUGUACAUUGUUCUGUAAAGAUGAUUUUGUUUUUAUACCGGGGGGGUUGGGGGAGGGGGCGGGCAUAUCUGGCCCCUCUGUUUGCCUAGCUCUUGAAAGUAAGAACAUAACGAGAUGUACGUAGAGUUGAAGACGUCCCGAGGUUAGUGUAGUGGAGAGGGUGAGCGAGGCGGGCGCUGCUCGCGUCUCUCGCUGCACGUGCACUCCCGAUUUACCGCGGCGUCGCGCAGUGUGAUCUGCUGAGAGACGCUCGGAUGCCAACUUGAAUACAAUGGCAUGACAACAGUGCCUGUUCUGUAGUAAGAGAGGAACACAUUUCCAAAAAAAAAAAAAAAAACCCAAAAACAACAACAACAACAAAAAAAGCUCUGUUGUUUUUUCUAGCUACCAAAGACUUCGCCUUAGACUUUUCAAAACAGCCGGAGCCAAGAAAAACCAGGACCAUGUGUACAACAAAAAAAAAAAAAAAAAAAAAAAAAAAA